AUGGACCGAACCUACCUCGACCGCCUCGCCAUCCGCACCAGCAUAAUAAGAGAUCACACCCCCACCGUUCUUCAAGCUCUCCCCUCAUCCUAUGCCGCAAUCCAAGAACUCUAUACCUACCUAACUACCGUCUAUCUCCCCACUCGCUUCCCAACCAUUUAUUCGCUUACCCCAACCUACCUUUUGAACAAGGCAACAGACCAUCAUAUCCCCCUCACUCCCUCAUCUCCCCUUCAAGCUCUUCAUACUUUAGGUACAAAUAUCGACACCGAAUUCCUCCUCCUCGUCCCUUCUCCUGAUGGCGAUGGAUAUAUUUUGGGAGGGUUCAUUGCAUGUUUCCCCAGCGGUUUCGAUACUCAAGCAUUGCUCGAAGUCGAAGCCGAGGAAUUUGAUAUUAACGAUACGCAUCUCCGCUGCGAACGUCAAUUGGUACACCGUCUUCCACAAACUAACGCCCUGGUAUUCUCUUUCAAAACAUACCUUACACCACUCACUCAGGUGAAAGAAGAAGGUUUGGGAGAGGAAUUAGCAGAGGCAAUUGAAGGAUUGAGAAAGGGAAGUGUACCCGAGAUACAUUACUAUAAGAGAGGCCCUUUAUGGGGUGAGAAGGUCACGGCGUACUUGAGAAGUUAA
Molecule: messenger RNA, 633 nt
Organism: Sclerotinia borealis F-4128
Lineage: Eukaryota; Fungi; Ascomycota; Leotiomycetes; Helotiales; Sclerotiniaceae
Source: the annotation of a GenBank genome assembly